AUGAAAAAGAACCACCAGGAGGAAAAGGACGAUCCCGAGACCGUUCGAGAAAAUCGCCAAGUGUACAUCGAAAUGUACGUCGCUUCAGUAUCCUCGUCAAUCAAUUUCCACGAAUUCCCCACCGGCGACGUCCUUUUCAAUCACCGCCCCCGACAAUCGGAGGGCCCCAUCCGAACCAUCUCCUGGUGCAAAGAUGGAAACUGGCUGUCGGUCGUCCCGGACUCAGGCCACACUGAAAUCAUCAGCGUCAGGGGCGAACUAAAACUGCUCAAAACCAUCACCGAAAUAACCCAACCGAGCUCCGCUUGCUUCCAAAACACCACGAAAAAGUACAUCGGUAUCGGAACCGAAGGCGGCUCGGUGUUGGUUUACGAUGUAAAAUCCCAGAAGGUCAAGAAAAGAUUCUCCAGCGCUUCAAGUAGAGUCGAUCACAUCGCUUUCACCGCUAAAGACACCCAUUGCACGGUAGCCUGCAAAAAAGAUGUAUUAGUCUAUAACAACGUAACGAACAGCCCUCCGACUCGUCUCGAAGUGCCUCGAUCUAGCUACGUAACCUGCCUGAAGACCAACAUGUUAAAGACCAGCUUCGUUAUGGCCGGUAGUGAUGAGGGUAUUCUAGUCCUGUGGGACAUAAACACAAACUCGCACGUGUUCUGUUCGGAGGCCCAUCAAGCACCCGUAACAUCGUUGGCUUUUUCGCCCGUAAACCGCGACCUGGUCCUCACCGCAGGAGCCGACAGGCACUUUUGCUUCUACGAUAUCAUCGAUAAGAAACGCGUGGGGCAGGUUACAGUGGAAAAUUGUGUUACGGCUGUCGAUUUCUCCCCGGACGGAGUCUACUUUAUAACGGCUUGUCAAAACGGGCGGAUGGUUACUUACGAUUCGAGGAACAUAAAUAAACCGGUGUAUUCCGUUCAGGCCCACAACAGUUCGAUAAAACAAGUAGCGUUUCAAAACGCGGUGACUAGUCGAAACGCUAGUACUUACAGUAUAUCAUCGAGCAGUUCGAUAUCGAGUAGAAGAGGAAGUACCGGUUCCCGGUCGAAUCGGAACAACACCGAACCAUCCGAUCUAUCCGGUUGGCUAGCUUUACAACCAUCGGUGGCGCAAAACGAAGGAACUGCAUGCUCCAACGAUAGCAAAGACUCCUUCCUGGCGGCGCUCGGUGUAGACAAGCAAUUGGCUGGUUCGAUCAAAGUGGAGGGCACGCCGGUGGUUCCGAAACUCGUGCCGAAAAUCGUUACGAGUCUCGUCGAAUCCGCGGAUUCCCCGCUGGCGCUCCGGAAGCCGUUCAGUUCGACGCCCAAAGUACCGGCGAGCAGCAGGAGCGAGGCCUUCGCGGAGGCGCCUUCUACGAGCGAGAUAAAGACCAUCGUUAGGGAGUCGUUCAACGAAGAACUGAGGCACGUGUUGAGGGAUUACGUGAACGAGGGAUUGGGGAGACUCGCGGGCGAGUUGAAGGAGGCGUUCGAGUUCGAAAACGCGCGUUCGGUGUUCCAGUUGAGGGCCACGCUGACGGAGAUUCACGUGGCGAAUUUGCGGGAUUUUUUCAAAAUGGAAGAACGCUUGAAAGUGCUGCAGGAUGAUGUUCGAUUCUUGCAGGAUCAGCUGCAGAAUAUGUGCCCGAAUUUGUAAAUUACUGUUUAUUAGUAUUUUUUUACUGUUUUUUUUAUAUAUUUUUUUGCGUUAAUGUUGAAUAAUGGGAUUAAAUUAUUUAUUUCAUUGUAUUUUUUGUUUCUUU
Molecule: messenger RNA, 1741 nt
Organism: Phyllotreta striolata
Lineage: Eukaryota; Metazoa; Arthropoda; Insecta; Coleoptera; Chrysomelidae
Source: the annotation of a GenBank genome assembly